CUGAAUGCAAACAAGCAGGUUAACGACCCCAGUGUUAUAACGUUUCAGCCUGAAAUCUGUCUGGAUAACCCAACAGAGCCAUUUGUUCUUUGAAAAUAGGGCGAAUGGUGUAUAGUGGCAGGAACCCACCAGGACCCGGAGCCGCGAGGCAGAGAGAUGCGUGUACAGAGAUAAAGGCCUGGGAAUAGCUAAAAUCAGCAUCAAAGUUGGCGCCCGAUUCUUGAUUCUUGGUGAACCUGUCCCUCUGCUCCAGAGGGAGACUGCUAAAUCAUGAAAUUACUUGCCUUGCUUUUUCUCUGCUCCAGGCUGCUACCAAGUUUAACCCAGGAGUCCUCACAAGAAAUUGACUGCGAUGAUGAAGACUUAUUUAAGGCAGUGGACACUGCGCUGAAGAAAUAUAACAGUAGAAGCCAAAGUGGCAACCAGUUUGUGUUGUACCGUGUAACUGAGGUCGUCAGGACGGAUGACCCUGACACGUUUUAUUCCUUCAAGUACGAAAUUAGGGAAGGAAACUGUUCUGUUCAAAGCGGCAAAACCUGGCAGGAUUGUGACUACAUAGAAUCUGCUCAAGCUGCCACAGGAGAAUGCUCCGCCACAGUGGGGAAGAGAGGGAAUAUGAAAUUCUCCGUGGCUACACAGACCUGCCAGAUCACUCCAGCCGAGGGCCCGGUGGUGAGAGCCCAGUUUGACUGCCUUGGCUGUGUGCACCCCAUCUCGACCGCGAGCCCUGACCUGGAACACGUUCUAAGACAUGCCAUUGAACAUUUCAACAAUAACACGGAUCAUUCCCACCUCUUUGCUCUUAAAGAAGUGAAAAGGGCCAACCGACAGGUGGUAUCUGGAUGGAACUAUGAAAUUACUUACUCAAUUGCGCAAACGAAUUGUUCCAAGGAGAAUUUUCUGUUCUUAACUCCAGACUGCAAGUCCCUUUUGAAUGGUGAUAUUGGUGAAUGUACAGAUGAGGCAUAUGUGGAUCCUCAGCUGAGAAUUGCUUCUUUCUCGCAGAAGUGUGACCUCUAUCCAGGGGAGGAUUUUGUACAACCUUCCAAGAUUUGCACUGGCUGCCCCAAAGACAUCCCUGUCAAUAGCCCAGAGCUGGAAGUGCCUCUGAAUCAUUCGAUCGCAAAGCUUAAUGCAGAGAAUAACGGAACUUUCUAUUUCAAGGUUGACAAAGUGAAAAGUGCAACAGUACAGGUGGUAGCUGGAGAGAAAUUUUCAGUUGAGUUCACAGCCAGGGAAACCAUGUGUUCCAAGGAAAGUAACGAAGAGUUGACAGAAAGUUGCCAGAUCAAUAAAUAUGGACAAGCCCUAGAAUGUAAAGCUGAAAUUUUUGUGAUACCUUGGGAGAAAAAAAUUUACCCUACUGUCAACUGUCGGCCUCUGACAAAGAUCAUAUUGAUGAAAAGGCCUCCAGGUUUUUCACCUUUCCGAUCAGUACCCAUGAAGAAAAUAGAAGAAGGAACAACUGUAAGUCCACCCCACACUUCCAUGGCAUCUGUACAAGAUGAAGAGCAGGAUUCAGGAAAAGAACAAGGACCUACCCAUGGGCAUGGCUGGGGCCAUAGAAAGCAAAUAAAACAUGGCUUUGGCCAUGGUCAUAAACAUGAGCAUGACCAAGGCCAUGGGUACCACAGGGGACAUGACCUUGGCCAUGGACAUCAGAAGCAACAUGGUCGUGGCCAUGGACAACAAAAGCAACAUGGCCUUGGUCAUGGACAUCAACGGGAACUUGACUAUGACCCUGAACACCAAGGGAGACAUGGCCUUGGCCAUGGACAUCACAGGGGACGUGGCCUAGCCCAGGGACAUACACAUGAGCAUGGCCAAGGCCAUGGAAAAUAUAAAAAUAAAAGAAAAGACAAUGGAAAGCAUAAUGGUUGGAAAACAGAGCAUUUGGCAAGUUCUUCUGAAGAUAGUGCCACCUCUUCUGCAGAGACACAAGAGAAGACAGAAGAACCAACACCCCUCCCUUCCCUAGCCCAGCCAGGGAUAGCAGUUACCGUGCCUGACUUUCAGGACUCAGAUCUCAUUGCAGCCCUGACGCCUAACCCACCAUCUCCCACAGAGAGGGAUGAUGAUUGGAUCCCUGACAUUCAGAUACAGCCAAAUAGCCUUUCAUUUAACCUGGUAUCUGACUUGCCAGAAAAAACCUCCCCCAAAUGUCCUGGACGCCCUUGGAAGCCAGUUAAUGGAUUGAAUCCAGCUGUGGAAGUGAAAGAAUUUCAUGAUUUCGAUCUCACUGAUGCUUUAUAUUAAUUUAUGUAGACAUGAGUCUUAACACUUGAUCAUUCCUCCUCCCCAUUGUCUAAAUAUCCUGAUAUAAUGCACCAAAAGCCCCGAAGCUUCAGAACAGCCUAGAGAGAAGGGGUGAGAUGCCCAGUGGGACACUGUCAAUCUCUAUGGACAACAUAAAGCUGUGUACAGAAUCCUAAAUCCCCUCUGGGUCUUCCUCCCAAGACUUCUUUACUAACACCGAAAAUGGACAAACUCAUGUGCCUUACGGCCUACCGCAAUUGGUACAACAAAUGUGUGCCUUAACAAAUGUGUUCCUUAAAAUGUAUGUCAUCAACUUUCAUGCAAAGAUUCUUGACAUUCUGAAUAAACUGUGGCAUGUGGUCCCUGAACACGUGUGAAAAUAAGGGAAGUCAAGAGACUAAAUGCUGCACUUCUUAAUGGGAAAAAAAAAUAACAAUAAAACCUCCAGAGGUUAAAGAGACA
This is a messenger RNA of Mustela erminea (ermine), 2718 nucleotides long. RefSeq names its product kininogen 1 (gene KNG1). The coding region runs from base 271 to 2256 and encodes 661 amino acids. The record is from RefSeq and is a predicted model, not a curated record. Gene Ontology annotation, molecular function: cysteine-type endopeptidase inhibitor activity. Lineage: Eukaryota; Metazoa; Chordata; Mammalia; Carnivora; Mustelidae. The transcript is spliced from 10 exons. Gene Ontology annotation, biological process: positive regulation of cytosolic calcium ion concentration; negative regulation of blood coagulation; negative regulation of endopeptidase activity. Gene Ontology annotation, cellular component: extracellular region; blood microparticle.